GUUUUGGGAAUACCUCAGUCACCUUUCAAACACAGUUUUUACACUAACGCGUGAAGUACGCAAUACAAUGACACUAACUUCCUCUCCUUCAAUCUAAUUUAAAAUCAAAUAACUAUGUAAGAUCACAGUUUUCCAAACUUUAUUGUUACCGAAAACAAAUAACUGUCAAUGAAAGCGUAUACGAAAGACAGCAUCAACGAUUCGUAAGUAAGUACAGGGUCAUGGAUUUCUAGACAGCCGUUACCGGAAUUUAAUCUAGGUGCGAAUUUUCAUGACGUACCCAGGUGAUAAAAAUCACAGUUUAAAUAACGAACCAUGAACACAGACUGCUUGUUAACUUAUAUAAGCGAUCCCUCAUAAAAUUUACUAUUAGUAAACUACACAUGUGCAUUUCCGGUUGAUAAAUAUAGUUAAAAGAAAAAUUGUAAUUCGUGCAGAUAAUCGCUCAUCUUUAACUUGAAAAUGGGUCUUAAAAUUUCAAAUUGAAGCCAUGAAUUUUCAAGGAUCUGUCAACUGAAUGUUGCCAAGCAUUAAAAAGACUAAUUUUAACUCUAAACAAAUUCGACUAGUUGAAUUGAAUUUCAGUUUGAAGCUUACAAUCUCCAUUUUAACCAUUAUAAUCUCCACAAACAUUCGGAGUGCAAAUUGACAAAAAUGUAUGUAUUUGAGAACCCUUAUAAAAGAGCGCGAGUUGUAACGGUUUUCUAAUCGAAUGAUUGCUUGAUGUUUGGGUUCAGUAUGGAUAAUAUCAGCAAGGUAGAAUCAUCCUCGCAGAAUAGUUCUGUCUGUAGUACAAAUUUAAAUGCAAAAUGUCGUGAUGACAGUAUUUCUUUAGAAGAACAGUCAUUGCUCGAACUCGUGCAAAGAGGAAUUUCCGAAACAACUCAAGAAAAUAUUACAUUUAGAAAAGAAAUUAUACCGUUGUUAUCUACCUUAAAUCUGGAACCACAAUCUUUGCCUAAUGAUAUUAAAGAAGGAUUGCAAAAAGUAGCAUUAAUCUUAAGGUUUGAAAAAUUAUCUGAUCUGGAUGACAUUGUACUAAGGAUAGUGUGUGAAGAGAGGAAAAUAGAAGAAAGAAAAAAACAACGAGAAGAGAAACAAUUAGCAUUAUUGUAUGAUAAUCUCUUUAGGAAAUAUACUAAAUUCUCAAAAAAACUCAGUCAUUUACAAGAAGCUGUGAAUACUAUUGAAGAAUUUGUGAAGGACAGUCAAAAGGAUCAAACGGAUAGUUAUUGUAAUCAAGUUUUACUGUCUACAAAACUGAAAGAAUAUAAACAAACUGUAGAAAAAUUGGAAACUGAUUUAACAGAAAUGCAAAUUGAAGAUCUUUACCCACAAAAAAUUUUAAAUAAAUAUAAUAAAUAUAUGGAAAUGUGUGGUGAAUUAGCAGAACUUAAUCAAGAUCUUAAUCAAUACGGAGAUUUACCACCAAACUUACUACAAGCUAAAGCAUUAAUUGAAGUGAAGCAAGAGGAAUACGAAACAUUAGAAAAGGUAUUCUUAGAGAAGACAAGUUAUUCUUAACAUUGUUUUAAAUUUACAAUGUUUUCUUUGUAAGUUAUUUCAUUUUUGUACAAUAAUAAACAACAAUAUUAUAUUUAUAGCUUUUAUACAAAUAAAUUUUAUUUAAAA
Molecule: messenger RNA, 1632 nt
Organism: Nomia melanderi (Alkali bee)
Lineage: Eukaryota; Metazoa; Arthropoda; Insecta; Hymenoptera; Halictidae
Biological process (GO): spindle assembly
Cellular component (GO): HAUS complex; cytosol
Source: RefSeq, a predicted model, not a curated record